AUGAGCCGACUGGCAAAUGCCUCGACUAUCUGCGAGGAGGCCGUGAUCCGCGGCGAUGUCAUCUUUGGCGCCAACAACGUCGUCCAUCCGAAAUGCCGCAUCGUCUCGGAGGGAGGCGGCCAGAUCUUCAUCGGGAGCAACAACAUCAUCGAGGAGAAUGUCCUGAUCACCAACUGGCAGGAAGACCCUAUGUACAUCGGCGACGACAACAUAUUUGAAGUCGGCUCACAAUUCGAAGGAGCCAAGAUGGGCAACGGAUGCAUUGUCGAGCCCAAAGCAAUUGUUUCGCAAGGCACAUCGAUCGGCGAUAACUGUGUCAUCGGUGCUAUGUGCACGACCUUCCGAGAGGAGCAUAUCCCGAGCGACACAGUGCUCUUCGGCAGCCUGCAUGAGCGAAGGCUCCAGACCAAAUUGACUCGGAUGCAGGUCAAUCUGCACAGCCGCCAUCUCGACUACUUGAAGGAGGUUCUGCCAAAGUAUCACCACCUCAAACCGGGAAAGAACUGAUAGCGACAUCGGUCAGGAGUGCCCAGCUAUUCAUUUCCGUGAGCCAAUAUCGUCAGCAACGAAGCACUGUCGGAAUCCCACCGUCUUCACAUCCAAUACAUUGAUCAUCGGAACAUCCCGAUGGACUUGCAGCGACCCAGGCUCGCUACUUUCCCGGAAUAUGGCGCAGUCGAGUCCUCCCGGCGCACUGCUGACCAUCCAGGACACUGCACUUGAGCCUGCCAGCUUGGUGUGUAGCGAGGCUCCUCGAUGUCUCAAGCAGACAUCCCAUUAUUCCGAGAAUGAGAGGCUGUUGCUGAUGUGACAGGCAGAGACGGCAGAUCCCUCAACACAGAU
Molecule: messenger RNA, 843 nt
Organism: Polychytrium aggregatum
Lineage: Eukaryota; Fungi; Chytridiomycota; Chytridiomycetes; Polychytriales
Product: dynactin subunit p27
Exons: 5
Coding region: 1-507 (168 amino acids)
Biological process (GO): mitotic spindle organization
Cellular component (GO): dynactin complex
Molecular function (GO): dynein complex binding
Source: RefSeq, a predicted model, not a curated record